Messenger RNA from Halichondria panicea, 973 nucleotides. Its product is annotated as small ribosomal subunit protein uS3-like. Gene Ontology annotation, biological process: positive regulation of apoptotic signaling pathway; translation. The transcript is spliced from 6 exons. Gene Ontology annotation, cellular component: nucleus; cytosolic small ribosomal subunit. NCBI's taxonomy places the organism in Eukaryota, Metazoa, Porifera, Demospongiae, Suberitida, Halichondriidae. Gene Ontology annotation, molecular function: structural constituent of ribosome; RNA binding. Bases 128 to 880 code for a protein of 250 amino acids. The record is from RefSeq and is a predicted model, not a curated record.
GAGGAUAGAGAUGACUUUUCCUAGCUGUGAUAUUUGUAUGCUUUUUAUACAGGGUCAAAGGUCAUUUUCUGCCAUUUCGGCGCAUGCUUAUUAGGUGCCUACCCUCGUGGUUGUCUUUCUUUCCAUUAUGGCUGCCCAAACAAGCAAAAAGAGGAAGUUCGUCGCUGACGGUGUGUUUAAAGCUGAGCUUAACAAUUUCCUAUCCCGAGAGCUGUCUGAGGAUGGAUACUCGGGCGUGGAAGUUCGAGUGACUCCCACCAGAACAGAGAUUAUCAUCUUGGCCACUCGUACUCAGAACGUACUCGGUGAAAAGGGUCGAAGAAUCAGAGAGCUCACAGCUGUCGUUCAGAAACGAUUUGGAUUCCCUGAAGGCACAGUCGAGUUGUAUGCAGAGAAGGUGGCUGCCAGAGGCUUGUGUGCUAUUGCCCAGUGUGAGUCCCUCCGUUACAAGCUCAUUGGAGGAUUGGCAGUACGACGUGCUUGCUAUGGAGUGCUCCGCUUCAUCAUGGAGAGUGGGGCAAAGGGUUGUGAGGUGAUCGUGUCAGGAAAGCUCCGAGGACAGAGAGCCAAGUCCAUGAAGUUUGUGGAUGGAUUCAUGAUCCACUCUGGAUUCCCCACAAAGGAGUACAUCGACAGUGCCGUCACUCACGUCCACUUGAGACAAGGUGUUCUUGGUAUCAAAGUCAAGAUCAUGCUUCCUCACGACCCAACUGGCAAGAGUGGGCCAAAGAAACCUCUACCUGAUCAAGUGAGCGUGGUGGAGCCUAAGGACGAUGUGCGUGUGACAGAGCCUUACUCCGAGCAGAAGGCAGGCAAACCAAAUGCACCAGUGGUCCCGGCGUUUGAUCAGCAAACACCUGCCCCCAUCCCUAGUGUAUAGAUGGACUGCAAUAUGCACAGUUCUAUAGUGUACGUGUGUUUUGAUGUUUAUACGAUGUUUUUUGAUGAUGUGAUCUGAAUUUUGGCUGCAAUA